GCCCAAGGACCGGCCAGGUGAGAGGAAGAGGGGCUGGGCUGCAGGUUGGGCCGGCCGGUUCCUGCAAUAUUGAUGGCCCGUCAGUGCGGCCCUGAUUCCUGUGCUUUCAGUUAAAAGGUUUCUGUUGUUGUAGCUUAUGCCUUUGCUCUGUUGCUAUGGAAACGUGACAUCAAAAUGACGUUUCCCGUUUAAAAGCUUUUAACUAAAUUCCUGCCUGUCAGAUGUAGGCCCCAUUUUGAGCGUGGAGCUGCCUCGAGCGAGCGAGCGAGGGAGCAAGCGCACUGCCUGCGCCCAUGGUGCGCUGGCCGGGCCUGGGGCCUCGCCUGAGCACUGUCCUCCACCCCUCAGGGGCCUCCAGCAUGGCGGCCGCCGACGUGCCCAGCUACCUUGUGUCUCCUCCGACGGAGAAGCACCGGCGGGCCCGCAACUGGACGGACGCCGAGAUGCGUGGCCUCAUGCUCGUCUGGGAGGAGUUCUUCGAGGAGCUCAAACAGACGAAGCGCAACGCCAAGGUAUAUGAGAAGAUGGCCAGUAAGCUCUUCGAGAUGACCGGCGAGCGCCGUCUGGGCGAAGAGAUCAAGAUCAAAAUCACCAACAUGACCUUCCAGUACAGGAAAUUAAAAUGCAUGACAGAUAGCGAGUCCGUCCCACCGGACUGGCCCUAUUACCUAGCCAUUGAUAGGAUUCUGGCCAAGGUCCCCGAGUCCUGUGAGGGCAAACUUCCGGAUGGCCAGCAGCCGGGGCCCUCCACAUCCCAGACCGAGGCGUCUCUGUCGCCGUCCGCUAAGUCUACCCCUCUGUACUUACCGUAUACCCAGUGCUCCUACGAAGGCCGCUUUGAGGACGAUGGCUCCGACAGCUCCUCCAGCUUACUGUCCCUUAAGUUCAGGUCAGAGGAGCGGCCGGUGAAGAAGCGCAAGGUGCAGAGCUGCCACCUGCAGAGGAAGAAGCUGCGGCUCCUGGAGGCCAUGCUGGAGGAGCAGCGCCGGCUGAGCCGUGCCAUGGAGGAGACGUGCCGCGAGGUGCGCCGCGUGCUGGACCAGCAGAACAUCCUGCAGGUGCAGAGUCUGCAGCUGCAGGAGCGCAUGAUGAGCCUGCUCGAGAAGAUCAUCGCCAAGUCCAACGUCUAG
Molecule: messenger RNA, 1130 nt
Organism: Dipodomys ordii (Ord's kangaroo rat)
Lineage: Eukaryota; Metazoa; Chordata; Mammalia; Rodentia; Heteromyidae
Gene: Msantd1
Product: Myb/SANT-like DNA-binding domain containing 1
Exons: 3
Coding region: 294-1130 (278 amino acids)
Biological process (GO): positive regulation of DNA-templated transcription
Cellular component (GO): nuclear body
Source: RefSeq, a predicted model, not a curated record